Molecule: messenger RNA, 965 nt
Organism: Pelmatolapia mariae (spotted tilapia)
Lineage: Eukaryota; Metazoa; Chordata; Actinopteri; Cichliformes; Cichlidae
Gene: prelid1b
Product: PRELI domain containing 1b
Exons: 6
Coding region: 253-885 (210 amino acids)
Biological process (GO): phospholipid transport
Cellular component (GO): mitochondrial intermembrane space
Molecular function (GO): phosphatidic acid transfer activity
Source: RefSeq, a predicted model, not a curated record
CCUACGACUCGGAGCUGGCUGACCGGGUUCAUACGACAUUAUGAAUAUAACUAGCUAACAUCAGUUAGUUUGUUGGCUUUAGGCUCAACAAACAACUAAUAUUUAUUAGCUUAGCAUUAAAGUAGCAGCAACUACAGGAUCACCCCAGACUGUGGAUGGAGUCAGCACCAAACUUUUCACUGAUUUGUAUAAUCACAGCGAGGGACCUCAGGGUUUGGGAUUCACACCAUCCUGCACAUCAUCAAGAGAAAAAUGGUCAAGUAUUUCUGUAGCAGCACCGACAUCAGGAGUAGAUGGGACCAUGUUGUCUCUGCUUUCUGGCAGAGGUACCCAAACCCAUUCAGCACCCAUGUUCUCACGGAGGACGUUGUGUACCGGGAGGUAACAGCAGACCACCGGCUCCUCUCCAGACGGCUUCUAAUGAAGACCAAUCGAUUGCCUCGCUGGGCGGAGCGGUUCUUCCCCGCCGGCAUGUCUCGCUCUGUGUAUAUCAUCGAGGACUCCAUCGUGGACCCAGUGAACAAGAGCCUGACCACCUACACCUGGAACCUCAACCACACAACUCUCAUGUCUGUUGAGGAGCGUUGUGUUUUCCAAGGCUCAGUGGAGCAUCCAGCGACCACACAGCUGAAACGUGAGGCGUGGAUCUCCUCGAGCAUUUAUGGCUUCUCCAAACCCAUUCAGGAGUUUGGUUUGGCUCGCUUCAAGAGCAACCAGGUGAAGGCCAUGAAGGGGCUGGAAUACGCGCUGUCCAACCUGCAGGGAGAGACGCCCCAGCGGCUGCUCAGGGACACAGUGAAGGACGCGUCAGAGAAGGCCAAAGAAGCAGCCAAGACGCUGGCUUCAGCUGCUGCCGUCCCACAGAAACCCCGGCAGUUUGUCUGAAAGCACUGUGUGUGUGUGUGUGUGUGUGUGUGUGUGUGUGUGUGUGUGUGUGUGUGUGUGUGUGUGUGUGUGUGUGUGUG